Messenger RNA from Cucurbitaria berberidis CBS 394.84, 876 nucleotides. RefSeq lists its product as uncharacterized. NCBI's taxonomy places the organism in Eukaryota, Fungi, Ascomycota, Dothideomycetes, Pleosporales, Cucurbitariaceae. The record is from RefSeq and is a predicted model, not a curated record. Bases 1 to 636 code for a protein of 211 amino acids. The transcript has 2 exons.
AUGAAGCCAAUUAUUGUAGCUCUUACUUGCCUCGCUGCCACAGUGGCUGCGCAGUCAUCGCCACCAUGGUAUGAUGUGCAGUCUAGUGCCUUCCGCCUCAUCCUCAAGUCUGACAACGACACAUAUGACGGACAUGCACUCGGAGCUUGUCACCAGGGCGCCGCCGUUGAAGGUCUCUGUCUUACCGGCGAUACCAUUGAUGACCCAGCAGUCUCGUACACUACUUUCUACCACAACGUCAGCUCUUCGGAGAACGCAACCGUCAACGCCAACGACACUCUUGGCGUACUCAACUACAUCCUUACCAUCGGAGGUGGCAUCAACGUGCCUUCUGCAAUGAAAUUUUCCCAGUCUCCGGGGUCCAACAUCGCAGAUCCUAUAUUCUCUCCCGGUUGGGACGAUUUCACGCCCAUUGCCUUCGAUGAGGAGUGCGGCAGCGCAUAUAUUCCUAUCUACCAGGACGACACAGUGUCUCCCCCAAGCUACUAUAACCCGACUUUGAAGCUCAAAAAUUGGUACAUCUGCUUGACGAGGUUCUCGUAUCUGUAUACCACGCUAGUUUACAAAUUUGGUGUCACAGGUGAGCCGCAGAAUCCAACUUGUGUGGCAGUGGAAGUUGUGAGAGUCUGGGUGUGAGGUUAUGCCUGUUGAGAAAGUAGCGUGAGGGAGAUGAGCGGAACUGUGUCACUGUAAAUGAAGUGUGUGAUGCUAUGGAUUUUGAAUGGAAAGGUCGCUAAGUUGCGUAUUAUAUUGAGCGGAUCGAUAAUCUAUACAGCUCCGGUCCUUAGUGCACUCAUUCCACUUGCCAUCGCAGGAAUAAUGUGAUUUGCAACCGGUGAACUCGCGUAAUUCGUAAACAAAAACACAUACCGCACC